This is a messenger RNA of Hyla sarda, 1577 nucleotides long. RefSeq names its product synaptic vesicle glycoprotein 2B-like. Gene Ontology annotation, cellular component: membrane. Gene Ontology annotation, biological process: chemical synaptic transmission; transmembrane transport. NCBI's taxonomy places the organism in Eukaryota, Metazoa, Chordata, Amphibia, Anura, Hylidae. Gene Ontology annotation, molecular function: nucleic acid binding; transmembrane transporter activity. The record is from RefSeq and is a predicted model, not a curated record.
GAUUAAUAGUGUACCUUGGGAUGAUGUGUGGUGCGUUUGUAUGGGGAGGAUUGGCAGACAGACUAGGGAGGAAGAAAUGUCUCACCAUAUCACUGGCCAUCAAUGCUGCCUUUUCAUUCAUAUCCUCCUUUGUUCAGGGGUAUGGCUUCUUCCUCUUCUGCCGCCUUAUUUCUGGAUUUGGUAUUGGGGGAUCCCUACCUAUUGUGUUUGCAUAUUUCUCCGAAUUCCUGUCACGUGAGAAGAGAGGGGAGCAUUUGAGCUGGCUUUGUAUGUUUUGGAUGAUUGGCGCAGUCUAUGCAUCAAUAAUGGCGUGGAGCAUCAUUCCUCACUAUGGAUGGGGAUUCAGUAUGGGGACACACUACCAUUUCCACAGCUGGAGAGUGUUCGUGGUUAUAUGUGUUUUUCCCUGCAUCGCUUCUAUGAUUGCUUUGAAGUUUAUGCCUGAAAGUCCUCGCUUCUUAUUGGAGACUGGUAAACAUGAUGAAGCUUGGAUGAUUCUAAAGAAGGUUCAUGACACCAAUAUGAGAGCCAAGGGAGAACCGGAAAAAGUUUUUACAGUUUCCCAUAUUAAGACACCGAAACAAGUUGAUGAGUUUAUUGAAAUUCAGAGUUCCACUGGGACAUGGUUUCAGCGCUGGCUGGUCAGGGUCAUGACAGUUGUCAAGCAGGUAUGGGAGAGCAUACUGUUCUGCUUUUCUGGCCAGUACAGGAAAAACACAAUAUUUCUGGCAGUGGUUUGGUUUACUAUGUCCUUAAGCUACUAUGGUCUUACGGUCUGGUUUCCUGAUACAAUUCGGUACAUACAAGAUGAAGAGUAUGCAAGCAGAGUUAAAAGAUUUGAGAAUGAACAUGUCAAGAACUUUGUAUUCAAUUUUACCCUUGAAAACCAAAUACACAUCGAUGGGACCUAUUACAAUGACAAGUUCUAUAAGAUGAAGUUCAAAUAUGUCACCUUUGAGGACUGUGUCUUUGAUGAAUGCUACUUUGAGGAUGUUACUUCAACAGGCACCAUCUUUAAGAACUGUACCAUCAAAUAUUCAUAUUUUCACAAUACAGAUCUUCAUGAGCACAGAUUCAUUGACUGCACACUAAUAAACAGCACAUUCUCUAAUCAUAAAGAAGACUGUGAUAUUGACUUUGAAGAAGACAAUGAUUUUCUGAUUUACCUGGUUAGUUUUCUUGGAAGCUUAUCGGUAUUACCUGGAAAUAUUAUCUCCGCUCUCCUUAUGGACAAAAUUGGAAGAAUAAAAAUGAUAGCUGGGUCCAUGCUGAUCUCGGCAGUUUGCUGUUUCUUCCUCUUCUUCGGAAGCAGUGAAUCCGCAAUGAUUGGCUGGCAGUGCCUUUUCUGUGGCACCAGUAUAGCAGCAUGGAAUGCUCUCGAUGUUAUUACAGUGGAGCUUUACCCUACAAAUAAAAGGUACUAUAAUGCUUCCUGUGUUCAUAUGACCGCUGCCAUGCUAAAGAAGCUGAAGGUAAAGGUGAUGGACUGGCCCAGCAUGUCUCCAGACCUAAACCUUAUUGAGCAUGUGGGACAUCAUCAAAUGGAAGGGAGAUCUGCAACAUCAAUAUUUACUCAG